CAGCGGUGGUCUCGGUCCCCUCUUCUCCACCACCGCUACCCCCACAUCUCCAUUGGGAAUUGCAGGAGUCGUUCCAGUUCAUUACACUGGUGGGCCUCUCUGAAUCACCGAGCCCUGCGUGCAUGCAGCGGCCGCCCCCCGGCGUUUCGUCGGCGGACCGCACUGCUGCACGGCUAGGCGGGAAUCACGGAGGCUCCGGAGUGAGGAGGAGGCGGAGGGAGGCUGUUGUUGCUGCUGCGCACUAACAAAGGCGGGCACACAAUAAAAUCUGACAGACCUAGCUUAUCAAGCAGCCAGUAUUUUGGCUGCGCUUUAACGCUUAGCUUGUUUCUUUUUUUUAAAAAGGGGCAGCUAUCUCCACUUGCCUAUCAGUGGCUCUCCUCGCUGCAUAAACCCAGGUCAGAUUGCAGGUUAAACGGGAAAACUGUGAGUGAAAACGGUCAGACAUAUUCACAUAAUUUAUUCAUUGAAAUACUGUGUAAAACCUGCUGUUAUGUGAUUAUAAUAAAUUAAAUUAAUCACUUGGGUAAUAGCGACGAGAGAGUGGUAGAGUUUGACUGGCUGAAAAAAAAUGGCAGAUUUGCAUUUAUACACUAAAAGAAAAGUGUUCAUUUUUAUAAAUACAGAAAUAACCUUCAGGUUAUUUGUACAAAUCAGUUCAUAUCAAUUGUAAUCUCUACAGGACAAACAGAUUAAAUUUAACUCCAACUACAAUUUCAUUUAUAAAAAUUAAACUGGCUUUGGGUAGGUGGGUAGAAAUUAUGCAGCACUUAAAAAAAAAAAAACAUUAGACUGCAAAUGUGAGGCUCCCAAAUUGGAUUUUCCAAAGAGUCACAAAAGAGGAUUUGAUUGUUGCAAUGCCAAAUAAAGAUGUUUCUACUUAAAAACGUUUCCCGAGGGCAGAACCACUGCUGCUUUGGACAAUUCAUUUACUGUUUGAACGGGAGUCCCACAACUGAUCCUAUCAGAAACAUGUGGACGUUGUCAUCCCUGAUCAGCCAAUCAGGUGGAAGGUAGUGCAGCAGUGCACAUGAAAACCAGCUCAGGUCAACCACCCAGAAAAAAACAAAAUCUCUAAAACAUUAACAGUUCAUUUGUCCAUCACGUGGUAGUUCAGCUUUAGACGGAGAAACUGUCCAGAACAGUCCAUCUAACAAAGUGAGAGACCAAUCUGCUACUAUGACAGAUAAAGUGACAGAGCUGGUCUCAAAGUGCCUACAGGCCCGAGACUUGGCUUACUGUCCCUACAGCCGCUUCCCUGUCGGUGCUGCUCUUUUAACAGCAGAUGGCGCCAUUGUCACAGGUUGUAAUGUGGAGAAUGCCUCCUAUGGUCUGACCGUGUGUGCCGAGAGGACGGCCAUCCAGAGAGCUGUAGCUGAGGGACAUAGACAGUUCACCGCCAUCGCUGUAACAUGUGAUAUCAAAGACCGUUUUGUUGGACCGUGUGGAGCAUGCAGACAGGUUCUGAUGGAGUUUGGAUCAAACUGGACUGUGUAUUUGACUAAGCCGGAUGGAACUUACAAAGAAACUCAUCUUCAUGAACUGCUGCCUUUAGCAUUUUCCCCUGAACACCUCGCAAAGAACUGAAAACACUUCCACUGCACCUCUGGAUGGCCUGAGGCUCCAUGAUUUUAUUCCAACUAGCCUAGAAAAAACAGUAAAUAUGAAAACCUGCUGUAGACCUACUACAAACAUGUAACCAUGCAGUUGAUGUAAGUCUAUUGUAGUAAAAAAAAAAGAAAAGAAAA
Xiphophorus hellerii (green swordtail) is the source of this 1748-nucleotide messenger RNA. RefSeq names its product cytidine deaminase-like. Gene Ontology annotation, molecular function: cytidine deaminase activity; zinc ion binding. The transcript has 5 exons. The coding region runs from base 1180 to 1587 and encodes 135 amino acids. The record is from RefSeq and is a predicted model, not a curated record. NCBI's taxonomy places the organism in Eukaryota, Metazoa, Chordata, Actinopteri, Cyprinodontiformes, Poeciliidae. Gene Ontology annotation, cellular component: cytosol.